Messenger RNA from Gregarina niphandrodes, 1326 nucleotides. RefSeq names its product RNA recognition motif protein. Gene Ontology annotation, cellular component: nuclear speck; commitment complex; U2-type prespliceosome. The coding region runs from base 1 to 1326 and encodes 441 amino acids. NCBI's taxonomy places the organism in Eukaryota, Apicomplexa, Conoidasida, Eugregarinorida, Gregarinidae. The record is from RefSeq and is a predicted model, not a curated record. The transcript has a single exon. Gene Ontology annotation, molecular function: poly-pyrimidine tract binding; pre-mRNA 3'-splice site binding.
AUGAGUGAGGAGAAGAAGAAGAGCGGGUUCUCGACGUCGGUGGCACCGGUGGGUGUGUUGAUGAACCCGUUGCCGUUGGACCAGGCGAGCAAGCACGCGCGGAAGGUAUACAUUGGUAACUUGCCGCCGAGUGUAACGCAAGAGAUAAUCAUUGCGCAGUUCUUCAAUCACACACUAUCGGCUCUGCUACCGAACAAGCCGUUGGGCGACUCUAUAAUUGGGACGUACAUAAACACGACGAAGCGAUUUGCAUUCAUAGAGAACAGGUCGAUUGAGGAGACGACUUUUACGUUAACAUUGGAUGGGAUCAUGAUGGAAGGUUAUGCACUCAAGUUGCGACGGCCGCAAGACUACAAUGCGGCCUUGGCACGUCAGCAACUAGCGGUGGAGAUGGAGUUAAAGGGCGGUAUCAGUGCCUUGCGGGGUGCGGCGUGUUUGAGUAGCAACCAGGCCCGGACGAGCAUCGUCUCCACCUCCGUCGACGACGGACCGAACAAGGUGUUUAUUGGCGGGUUGCCACACCAUAUGAUGGAAUUCGAGGUUAAGGAAUUGCUCUCCACCUUCGGCGCCUUGAAAGCUUUUCAUCUCGUUAAGGACCGGGAAGCCGACCGCUCCAAGGGGUAUGCCUUCUGCGAAUGGCGAGACCCCAGUGUCACGGACGCCGCCUGCGAACAACUUAAUGGAACCAAGGUCGGUGACCGCUACCUCAACGUACGACGUGCAGUGGGCCACUCCGGUCGACCGCCCAUAGACACCACCACCGGUCUCCCCAUGCUCGGUCCCGGCGACCGUCCAGAAGCCAUCGCUGACGACCCCUCCGGCGCCGCCGCUGCCGGAGGCGCCGCACCCGGCGACGCUGUUACCGUGGCGGUGCCAUGGAGUCAGCUAAGCUUGCCGCGUGUUGCGCUGUGGCUGAAUGGACAGACACCGGCUGCAUCUCGUUGUCUCGCGGUCGCUCGCGCGAACGAUAAAGAACACCUCAGUGCCGACCAGUGGGCACGACUCGUUGUGCACGUCAAAAAGACAGGCAAUCAGGUCGGCUUCGUGCGCAGCUGUCGCUUCCACGCCGGCGAAGGCGGUCGAGUCCUGGCGGAGUUCAGCACCGCCGUCGAAGCACACGCCGCGUGCGACCUCCUCCACCAACAGGCUAUUGAAGGCACCACUCUCACGGCACACCCCGUCCCUCUACCCCCAGACACUCAGGAAGCCAGCUUCGCCAGACUCAAGUCUGACAUCGACCGAUCUGCAGCCAUGACACCUGACGCCCGAUUAGUCUACUACCAACACGAACAAAAACUCCGCCUCCAAAAACUCCCCCAAGCCUAG